AUGGCCCCAAAAUCAUCUAGCGCCACCGAACGCGCAGUCGAUUUAGACUCUCUGCACGAGACGCUCUCUGCUAUCCUAGAUCAAGCGCAGUCGUCCGUCGCGAAUCACCGCAAGAACUGCGUAGCAUUAUACAAGUUGCAUGUCGCCGCAGGCGCCAUAUCUCAACCGGGAAAGAAAGGCUCCGCACCGAGAUACACUGGGGAGCAAGCGUUUGGGGAUGUAUUCAUGGUGCUGAUUGGGAGGGUGCUGAUGGUGAAGAAGGGCUUGGUGGUUGGGGAUCGGAUAGUCAAGUUCGUUGGGGCAUAUGCAAAGUUCAUCAACGAGAAAGCCGCUGAAGAAGCAGCAAAGCAUCCCGAUGCUGACGAGAAUGACGAUACUCUAACUUCACGAUUCCUCUCCCGGCUGCUCACAUGGCUCUUCGACGGAUUCCUCGCCAAGAACAAAGUCGUACGGUACAGAUCCGUCCAACUAGUCUCGGAGAUGAUAUCGCACCUGGGCGAACUCGACGAAGAAAUGUAUACGACGUUGCGGAGCCAGCUCAUCGACAGGGUCAACGACAAGGAGCCAAUAAUCAGGGCACAUGCAGUAAUCGCGCUCUCCAAACUAGUUGGCAGUGAAGACCCCAGCGAGCUCCCAAACGACGAACCCACGAUCUUGAUCACCGUGCUUGAGGUCCUUUGUGGUGACCCCUCGCCGGAGGUCCGCCGCGCCGCGCUCCUUAACAUCCCCCUCACUGCGGAGACACUGGAAGUCAUCCUGUCCCGCACACGCGACACCGAUCCGCUGACACGCAAACUUGUGUAUUCUACCGUACUACAAACGCGGCUCACGCAUCCCCGGCAGCUGAGUAUCGCGCAGCGCGAGCAGGUGGUGAAGCAUGGGCUAGGAGAUAGGGAGCCAGGGACACGCCUGGCUGCUGGUAAGCUGGUUGCAAGCUGGUUGGACGCGGUCAUGGUCGAGGGGGCGGAGGAGAGGGACGAAGACUCGUGGACGGGAGAUGACGGGGGUGUUAUGCGGGGCUUCGUUGCGUUCCUCCGGAUAUUUGACGUGGUUGGACCAGGAGAGGAAGUCGCUGUUGAUGCCGUACAAUCGAUUUUCGUCACCAGGCCAGAAUACCUGGAUAUCUUCGCGUUUUCCGCGUCAUACUGGAAAGGCCUCACAGCCGAAUCAGCCGUCCUUGCGCGUGUGUUCAUAGAACACUGCCUGAAAACCAACGGCGAGGCCCGAUUAGAGAAUGCCAGCGUCCCCGUGGUCACCGAGUUCGCGUUCUACGUGCAAGAAGUGUAUAACGCACUCCUGCGGUUGAUGCAUGAAGAGGCAGAGGCGCGCACCCUGGAUGAUGAAGACGAGCGGGAACGCGAUGAGCGGGAGGAACUUAUGGUUAAGAAUGAGGUGAUCUUAGGGGAGCUGCUAGCGAUAGCUGUCAAGUUAGAUUACGCGGAUGAGAUUGGGAGGAGGAAGACGUUGAAUGUGGUCCGCGAUAUGCUGGCGCACCCUCAGCUUCCGGAAAGCUUGAUCCCGAAAUGCAUGGACGUGCUUCAAGCAAUCACCCCCUCGGAGCGUGAGCUCAUCCGUAUCGUCGUCGAGAUUAUCAUCGAACAUAGAGACGGGGACGAUGACCAGGUCGGCGGGCUGGAGGGUAUGACUUCAGUAAGCGAAAGUCAGUCGGACAUCACACAUUCAACGAUCAGACGCGAGAAAUCCAUGCGACGUACCAAAGGCCGAGAUGACAUGUCUCCAGAGGAAGCCUUGGAAGCUGACGUUAUAGAUCUGCGGUGUCUGGCACUGUGCAUUGCCAUGCUUGAGCGUGUCCACGGGGACUUCGACGAUAAUUCAACGCUGCAAGGGAUCUUGGGAGACCUCAUCAUUCCUGCUGUGAAACGCAAAGAACUUUUGAUGCGCGAGAGAGCUCUGAUCAGCUUGGGUCUUUGUUGUUUAAUCGCGAAGAACAUGGCACUGGGCUCAUUCCAGCUAUUCCUUAACCAAGUACAGAAUUCCCCCGUUGAACUAAGGCUGAAAGUUCUGCAGCUGGUGUUCGACUUGCUGGUAAUGUACGAGCACGAGUUCUUUGGACGCCCGGAGAUUGCCGACAGGAUCAUUACAUUUCUGCUCCAAACUCUGGAAACGGACGAAUCCCCUGUCAUUCAGGCAGUACUUUGCAUAGGGAUAUCGAAGCUACUGUUGGCUGGCUUCGUCGAUGAUCCUAGGGUUUUAACCAGUCUCAUACUGGUGUACGUGUCGCCAGCGACGGCAGACAACCACGAGCUCCGGCAGUGCCUCUCGUACUUCUUCCCAGUCUAUUGCUACUCCUCCACCGACAACCAGUGUCGAUUGCAAUCAGUAUUCAUAUCGGCGUUCGAUCAAGUAGUUCGAGUGCACGAAGAGCUAGACGACGAUCAAGAAAUGAUAACGCCCCUUCAGUUCGCUUUGCUCCUCACAGAUUGGCUGGAUCCAGAGAAGACAGCCGCUGCCCAAGGGACGAUAAAGGCGGCUUCCUGGAACAUCCAUAUGGAUCUUGCGGUCGAAGUCCUCCGCGUAUUGUUUGAUGAAGAGCGAACAGCUGACAACCAGAAGGUCCUCUGCCAACUCCUCAGUCAUUUAUCGACGAAUCCCGAAGCGAAUUCCCGUUCGCUGUACAAGCUGCAUAUCCUUUUGUAUUACCUGGAAGAUCGCCGCCUGAUCGAUAAUAGUACCACAGAGAAGAUGGUGACCCGGUUUAAAUCUCGUUUCCAGAAAGCGUUUGGACACACGGUCGGCGAGAUGGAGCCGGCGCUGCUGGACGAAGACGAUUUCCAAGAGCUAUUCGAGUAUAUCGGUGCGGAACCGGAGCAGUACUUGCAACAAAUUGAGAGAGAGCGGGACAAUCGACCAUCCGCCUCCGCGGUUGACGAUGAGGUCGAAGAUAACCAAGCGGACUCUGCUCCAGAUAUGGAGUUGGACGAGAUGCCUAGAAGCCCAACAACUAAACCCGCCAGGAAGAAGAAAGCGACUACUACUAGAAAGGUUUCUUCUGACUCGUCUGCUAGUGACUCCCCUUUGAACGACCCAGAGGUUGGGGAUGAUGCCGAUAGCGACAGGGAACGGGCGGAUACGGUUUCAGAAUCGCCUCAACCAAAGAGCCCGGGUAGCCAGCGGGGUGCGCCGCCUAGCAGCGUUGACAUUCAGGCAGCGCCUGAAAGGGGUUGGGAAACCGACGACGACGAGCCCUCGGCGGAGUCUGACAACGAAAGGAAAACUUCUGCGAAACCAAUCGGAAAGAUUGUCGCAAAUGGCAGCAAGCAUAAGCCAGUGCGAGGGAAAACUACUCGUAAAGCCCCUCCAGCUUCGACCUUCCCCGCCCCCGAAGUUGCGGACGAAGUCCCAGUAGUCCCAGAGCGAAAGGCUGGCCCUCGACCACGUUCACAACCUAAGCGGAAUACACGGUCACAAGGCGAUGUCCAAAAGGCUGCUAAACCGUCAAGUUCUCGAUUAUCAGAUGAUGUGAGUGUGGCCGCCCAAGAGACUCCAGCUCAGAGUGAUGCCGAAGAAGAUAUGCACGAGGUACAGCCAGUACCAAUUACACCGAUGAAGAAACAGCCUAAGCGGCUUCGUAGUCCUGGCGCCAAACAAGCUAUCAUGUCCCCCGUCCACAAGCGGCCGAGUCGACAAAGCAGGCAAGCAACGGGCGCAGCGAAGAGUCAACGCAGCGAACGGCGCGCCGAUGAUGAUGACGAAGACGACGACAAUGAGGAUGAAAAUGUUAGCGAAGGGCCGACAAGGUCUCCAACUCCUAGCCCCGUGAAGAACGGUGGCCGCAGUUGGGUGAAACGCCCGCCGCGUACUGUGCCAGGUAAAGCUCAGACUAAGACGCGGAGUAGGAAGGUUGUGGAGGUUUCCAAGCCUGGAGCAGUCGCUUCUCGGCGGACUCGGGCACAAGCGAAGAGUACCUAA
Pleurotus ostreatus (oyster mushroom) is the source of this 3930-nucleotide messenger RNA. RefSeq lists its product as uncharacterized. Gene Ontology annotation, biological process: mitotic chromosome condensation. The transcript is spliced from 16 exons. Gene Ontology annotation, cellular component: condensed chromosome; condensin complex. The record is from RefSeq and is a predicted model, not a curated record. The coding region runs from base 1 to 3930 and encodes 1309 amino acids. Lineage: Eukaryota; Fungi; Basidiomycota; Agaricomycetes; Agaricales; Pleurotaceae.